AUGAAAUCAAUUCCUGCUCUAUUAAUCAUAAUUUUAUUCGCGUAUAAUUUUCUUAAUGUAUUCUCUUAUGAAGAUUGGUUGAGUUUUGGUGACACUGGUGAAAAUAAUAUCAAUAAUAACGUAAUUCCGAUGCUAUUUCUCUCAAAAUGUUGGUUCUUCAAAGUUAAUAUAACAAAAACAUAUCUUCCACAACCAUCAGGUCCAAGAACGUUAAGCCGUACUACUACACUUGCGAUUGAUCCAAAAGAAAACUUAAAAUUUGAACAUCCAUAUGCUAUUAUAACGCAAUCUCCCACAAUAUUUGAUAAUGCCGCAUAUAUUGGAGUUUCUUCAAACGAAGAAGGAGCUGUGGCUAAUAUACCUGAUUAUGUUUGUUUUAACAUCGCUACUGGUAACAAUUAUGAGAUUCCAGAAAAUGGUACAAAUUGUAUUACGAAUGCAACAACACCUGAAAAGAAAUCAGCAUGUCAUGAUCCAAGUAAUUUCCUUGACUUGAUUCUUACAUUAGACAUUGAAAAAGGAGAUGUAAAAUGGGUAACAAGAUUAUCUAGUUUUGAUACAAAUGCAAAAUCUGGAAUUACAUGGGCAUUGAAUGUUGCCACAGUAGAAAUAAUUUGGUUCGUUACAUCUGGGCCUGGAAGUAUUGACGGAGGUAAUGUUCGGUUGUGCUACUCAACCAGCAAACCAGCAACAUUUGGAGAUGCAAUAGUAGCAAUUGAUAUAUUAGAAAUAUUAUGGCAAACAGCAAAUCCAACACAAGCUGUUGUAUUGUUAAAUGGUAUCGUUUAUGCUGAUAGUGGUUAUGAAAGAUUUGGUAAAGGAGGUAACAAUACUAAAGGACCAAAACUAGGACUUGAAUUGAUUGAAUACACAGUGAAAUUCGAUAUGAUGGAACCAUCCGUUCCAUUAGUAAAAUUUGUCAAAAAUCCGUUAUAUCGAGAAAUCCGUUAUAUCGAGGGUUCCGGUAUAUUAAAUAAAGAACGUUAA
Messenger RNA from Rhizophagus irregularis DAOM 181602=DAOM 197198, 987 nucleotides. RefSeq lists its product as uncharacterized. Lineage: Eukaryota; Fungi; Glomeromycota; Glomeromycetes; Glomerales; Glomeraceae. The record is from RefSeq and is a predicted model, not a curated record.